This is a messenger RNA of Diaporthe citri, 1389 nucleotides long. RefSeq lists its product as uncharacterized. Lineage: Eukaryota; Fungi; Ascomycota; Sordariomycetes; Diaporthales; Diaporthaceae. The record is from RefSeq and is a predicted model, not a curated record. The transcript is spliced from 2 exons. The coding region runs from base 1 to 1389 and encodes 462 amino acids.
AUGCAGUCCGAGCACGAUCAAUCCACGAGGCAUGUCCAAGAGGAGGGUAAAAUCGAGCCAAGGUCCAAUGAUGCCUUUUCGGAUCACGAUGAGCAGACAUCAUCGUCACAGCUCACCACUCCUGAUACCUUGACUUCGGACACGAAAUCCCCAGGCCCCGACGAAGGCGAAUGGGGGGUACAUAACCACAUGGCUCAUGUUACAGUCAAACAACCAGGACCUGUGAAGCAUCAGAGCGCAGUAUCAGCAUACUGGCGCCUAGUGUCCGGGAGGCUUGUCGCCGACUGGGGCGGCUCGCUUUUCAGUACAGCUGCUGCGAGUGAAAAGCCAUGGAACCUGAAAGACGACCUACCUCUGUUGGGCUCUCAGACCGGAGUUCCAAAGUUCUUGUUCCGAGGAUUCCACGCCAAAUCUGGUGGAGGUGAAGAUGCCAGGCUGAACUCAUGGAACGGCAUCAUACCGCACGCGUUCCUGCGUGCGAACUCGCUGUACCGGGACAAGAAGGGGAAACUGAUAAACAUGUGGGAGAUUCAAGCAGAUUGGCUCUACGACAUAAUUACCCUCCACAUUGAGAACUAUCGCCGCAUUGAAUCGCCCUUCAGUUCAUGGACCCAUACCCUGGAAACGGCCCUGAAGUUUGCCCUCGAGAACGAUUCCUCUACAAUCGCGGUGGUUGACACCUCACAUGCAUCCCUGGUAGACCGCGUCUGGUACACCGAGGACUUAAACCGGGCGGAUCUGACUGCUACGUCGUUUCCCGACGAAUUCCUUGUCUAUGGGCCCGUCAGUGGGCCAAACUAUCAUUGCAUCUCGGUCCGGGACUUGGUGAACACGACGAGGAUCCGGGAUAUCAUCGACUCACCACCCACUGCGUUCGGAAACGACCGCGUUUCGUGUAUUGAGCGGGGAGCGGUCGAGGCAUCCAGGCAGAUCGCUACCGCCCUACAGCCCCCGGACGCCAGCUUGGAGAAUAUCGUGAUUCUUACGGCGAGGUUCGUCGGAGUCCGCGCGGCCAAGUUUAUGGACAGGCUCGACUACCUAGGCGAUCCUGAGCUGAAAGCGUUUCUCUACUACGUAAGAGACGAUCUGCAGCGUCUAGCCCUGCGCUUAGACGCCAGAUAUAUCUCUCUUUCUGAUAAAACCAUGGACACGUGCUUCUCGGCCGCCUUGGAGUUUGAGGUACAAAUGCUGCAGGCUGCCGAGAAUGUCGUGCGCGUUCUGGCCUGGGAUCGAGAACGGCCAUUGCCAAGUUCCCUCACUGCCACCGCCCAGGACCAACUAGAAGAUACCGUCAAUACCGACUACGUCGAGGAGCACGUGCGAAAGGGUCGACACGUGAGCUGCGGGACUCUUACCGGCGAACUUGACGGAGAAGGAGGGAGGGAGUGA